CCAUAAAAAUUGGCACAUCCGAGUAUUGGGUACUAAUAUUCUAACAUCAUAUUGGACCAUACGUGGCUCCCAUCGUGAGGCGGUGGAGGGAGAGAAGUGCAAUUAUGAUUCUUCGGUCUUCUGAGCCAGAAGCAGGAUCGCUGUUGGGAUUGGAAAAGGCCCCCGUGGAUUAAAAGAAUAUGUACCCCCCAAGUUGGAUUCUCUUUUGCCCUCUGGGAACUCGUUGAGGACCAAUAUAAAUAGGGGCUUGAAGCAGCGUUUUUCCUCAAGGAUUUGGUUUUGUGGGCAGGGCGGGUCUCCAUUGUCGACAGUCUGCAAAGCCGAGUUCUUCACCAUGGACGCCGUUGAGAUAUCGGUCCAAGCCAAAUAUGAAUGCCUGCUGUUUGACAUGGAUGAUACGCUGUACCCUCUAAGCACGGGCUUAAACUUGGCUUGUCGAAGGAAUAUUGAAGAAUACAUGAUUAAUCACCUUAACAUAGAUGAGAAGGAAGUCCCAAAGAUGUGCCUCGAACUGUACAGGGAACAUGGCACAACAAUGGCUGGUCUCAAGGCGUUGGGUUUUGAAUUCGACAAUGAUGAGUUUCAUGAAUAUGUGCAUGGCAGACUGCCCUACGAAAAUCUUAAGCCAGAUCCCGUCUUGAGGAACUUGCUGCUUUCAAUGCCUCAACGGAAAAUAAUAUUCACAAAUGCUGACAAAGCCCACGCUGCUAAAGUUCUUUGCAAGCUAGGCCUCGAAGAUUGUUUUGAAGGAGUCAUUUGCUUUGAAACACUUAAUCCCUCAAAUGACAAUCAUGGUGAUUCAGAUCAUUUCUCCAUGACUGAAACUAGUGUGGACAAUAUUGAUUCAGACGAUUCCUCAGAAUAUGAGACGGACGAGUCAGUUAGCGGCGGUUGCUCGCACAUAGUUUGUAAGCCAUCUCCUGAAGCUUUCCAUGCUGCUAUACGCCUCGCAAACGUCAACCCCAAAAAGACAAUCUUCUUUGAUGACAGUGUGCGGAACAUAGCGACAGCCAAGACAACUGGUCUCGUUACUGUCAUAGUGGGUAAGGAAGCGCUUGUACCAGGUGCGGAUUUUGCACUGAACAGCAUCCACAACAUUCGAGAAGCAAUACCAGAGAUAUGGGAGUGUGGAGAAGAGGAUCAGAUGGAGCAAGUUCUUCCCCUAACAGGGGUAGAAACAGUAGUCCUUGCAUAAAAAUCUCAGAGCAAACAUUAGAAGUGUAGCACUUCUGUCUUCUCCACCUUAAUGUAGUAGAAUGUAAGCCUACAGAAAAAAUGUAAUCCUCCCGAGUUUCCGUUCAUAAUCGAAAAGGAGGGCUGUUCUGUUACUCAUACAGACUAGUGAUGAUAAUAACAAGCAUUUACUGAAA
Molecule: messenger RNA, 1370 nt
Organism: Nymphaea colorata (pocket water lily)
Lineage: Eukaryota; Viridiplantae; Streptophyta; Magnoliopsida; Nymphaeales; Nymphaeaceae
Exons: 8
Coding region: 335-1195 (286 amino acids)
Source: RefSeq, a predicted model, not a curated record